UCUCAGUCAGAAGGCUGGGCGGGGUCAGGCGACGACUGCCCCCUAGCUGGAAGGCGCAUUGCCUCCUACCCUGUGGCGUCCCCUCUGCCCCGGAGGAGAGGGCACUGUAUCUCGGGUAACAAUGGAGCCCGCGGCGCGCGACGGGCACCCGGGCACGCCAGGCGCCCAGCCGCGCGCCCCGAUACCCAGUAGGGAAGCCGGGUGGUUCUGCAGCCCAGCCUCUCCCGCGCGAGUCUUCUGACUCGGCUCUACGUGGCAGCAACACGGGGUGCGUCCCCCACCCCAGCCGAGGUUUCCCCAGCCCCUUAGGGACUCGCCCACAGAGCCCGGGGCGCCCUGCUGCUCCUGCCCCAGGUCACGACCCCGCCGCCGCGAGCGCCUCCCGGGGGUUCGGAGUUGGGAGAAGCCGCCACCACCUCCCGGGCGCGCCGCCUGCCUCGGCGGCAGAGCCCGAGAUCCUGGGCGAGCUGCUCAGCUCUCCCCUGGAGCCCGAGCGAUCACGCCGAGGUGGGCUAGCCCGACCCUGGCGCUGCCAAGACCUCGAAGCCCCCUCCCAAACACACCCGCUCUCCCGCCCUGGGCAGAUCCCCCGGCGUCUCCCUUCACCGGGGAGAGCCCUGCAGGGCCUGCGGAGAGACGGACAGACGGAUGGGGAACGCACACGGAGGGAAACUUGUUCCUCCGGGUCUCCUGUCAGGCAAUUGCUGGCGAGCCCGUGCGGGGAGAGGGGCGGGAGGAAGGGAGGGAAGGGCUCCAGAAGGGGAGGGGGCGGAGGAGGUGGGGGAGGCGGGGGUGCAGUUGGUGAAACUCCUCCGUCUCCCGCUCAUCUUUUCAUUGCUUGCUCCUCUCCUCCGUGCAGACACCCCGGACCUCCCCUGGGCGCCAGCUCCUCGGCCCCAACGGGUCCAGAAACAAGCCGGAUUUUUUUUCUCUCUUCUUUCUGGAAAUUGGCGUUGGUGUGUGUUUCCCUACCUCCCUCUUCCCCCCUCCCACUCCCCCCUUUUUUUUGAGACAUGGCCCGGGCAGUGACUCCUGGAAGAGGAACAAGUGUGGGAAAAGAGAGAGGAAACCGGAGCUAAAUGACAGGAUGCAGGCGACUUGAGACACAAAAAGAGGAGCGUUUCUCUCGGAUCAAGGCAGUGCCUCGCCGCUUUCCUUUCUCCAAGACGGACUGAGGAUUUUACAGCUCUGGGCGGAGUGGAAACGCUCCGGAUUGUGGAGAUCGCCCCGGCGCUCUGUUUUCCCCGCACGUUCGGUUCUCCCGCGCCUGCCCGAGGACCCGGCGAAGGGAGGAUGGAGAGGGGGCUGCCGCUCCUGUGCGCCGCGCUCGCCCUGGCCCUCGGCGCGGCCGGCGCUCUUCGCAACGAUAAAUGUGGCGAUACUAUAAAAAUUGAAAGCCCCGGGUACCUUACAUCUCCUGGUUAUCCUCACUCUUAUCACUCAAGUGAAAAAUGUGAAUGGCUGAUUCAGGCUCCAGAACCAUACCAGAGAAUUAUGAUCAACUUCAACCCUCACUUCGAUCUGGAGGACAGAGACUGCAAGUAUGACUACGUGGAAGUCAUCGAUGGAGAAAAUGAAAAUGGACGUUUAUGGGGGAAGUUCUGUGGAAAGAUCGCCCCUUCUCCUGUCGUGUCUUCAGGGCCGUUUCUCUUUAUCAAGUUUGUCUCUGACUAUGAGACACACGGCGCAGGAUUUUCCAUACGUUACGAGAUUUUCAAGAGGGGUCCUGAAUGUUCCCAGAACUACACGACACCAAGCGGCGUGAUCAAGUCCCCCGGAUUCCCUGAAAAAUACCCCAACAGCCUAGAAUGCACUUAUAUUAUCUUUGCACCAAAGAUGUCGGAGAUUAUCCUGGAAUUCGAAAGCUUUGACCUGGAGCCGGACUCGAAUCCCCCAGGGGGGAUGUUCUGUCGCUAUGACAGGCUAGAAAUCUGGGAUGGAUUCCCCGAUGUUGGUCCCCAUAUUGGGCGCUACUGUGGGCAGAAGACACCAGGUCGAGUCCGCUCCUCAUCCGGCAUCCUGUCCAUGGUUUUCUACACGGACAGCGCCAUAGCCAAAGAAGGCUUCUCGGCAAACUACAGUGUCUUGCAAAGCAGUGUUUCAGAAGACUUCAAGUGUAUGGAAGCUCUGGGCAUGGAGUCAGGAGAGAUUCACUCUGAUCAGAUCACAGCCUCCUCCCAGUAUAGCACCAACUGGUCCGCAGAGCGCUCUCGUCUCCACUACCCCGAGAACGGGUGGACUCCUGGAGAGGAUUCCUACAGAGAGUGGAUCCAGGUAGACUUGGGCCUUCUGCGCUUUGUCACCGCUGUUGGGACACAGGGAGCCAUUUCCAAGGAAACCAAGAAGAAAUACUACGUCAAGACUUACAGAAUAGACAUUAGCUCCAAUGGGGAAGACUGGAUCACCAUAAAAGAAGGAAAUAAACCCGUUAUCUUUCAGGGAAACACCAACCCCACCGAUGUGGUGUUUGGAGUUCUCCCCAAACCACUGAUAACUCGCUUUGUCCGAAUCAAACCUGUGACCUGGGAAACUGGGAUAUCUAUGAGAUUUGAAGUCUACGGCUGCAAGAUAACAGAUUAUCCUUGCUCUGGAAUGUUGGGUAUGGUGUCCGGACUUAUUUCCGACUCCCAGAUCACAGCGUCCAACCAAGGGGACAGGAAUUGGAUGCCUGAAAAUAUCCGCCUGGUGACCAGCCGCUCUGGCUGGGCGCUGCCCCCCGCCCCCCACCCGUACGUGAACGAGUGGCUCCAGGUGGACCUGGGAGAGGAGAAGAUCGUGCGGGGUAUCAUCAUUCAGGGGGGCAAGCACCGGGAGAACAAGGUGUACAUGAGGAAGUUCAAGAUCGGCUACAGCAACAACGGCUCCGACUGGAAGAUGAUCAUGGACGAUGGCAAGCGCAAGGCCAAGUCUUUCGAAGGCAACAACAACUACGACACACCUGAGCUGCGGACGUUUCCACCCCUUUCCACGCGAUUCAUCAGGAUCUACCCGGAGAGAGCCACCCACGGCGGCCUGGGGCUAAGAAUGGAGCUGCUGGGCUGUGAGGUGGAAGCACCUACAGCCGGACCGACCACUCCCAACGGGAACCUGGUGGAUGAAUGUGAUGACGACCAGGCCAGCUGCCACAGCGGAACAGGUGAUGACUUCCAGCUCACAGGAGGGACCACCGUGCUGACCACAGAGAAGCCAACCAUCAUAGACAGCACUAUACAAUCAGAGUUUCCAACGUAUGGUUUUAACUGUGAGUUUGGCUGGGGUUCUCACAAGACCUUCUGUCACUGGGAGCAUGACAGUCACGUGCAGCUCAAAUGGAGCGUGUUGACCAGCAAGACGGGGCCAAUUCAGGAUCACACAGGAGAUGGCAACUUCAUCUACUCCCAAGCCGAUGAGAACCAGAAGGGCAAAGUGGCCCGCCUGGUGAGCCCUGUGGUUUACUCCCAGAACUCCGCCCACUGCAUGACCUUCUGGUACCACAUGUCUGGUUCCCACGUGGGCACGCUGCGGGUCAAGCUGCGCUACCAGAAGCCCGAGGAGUAUGACCAGCUGGUCUGGAUGGCCAUCGGACACCAAGGGGACCACUGGAAAGAGGGGCGGGUCCUGCUCCACAAGUCUCUGAAACUUUACCAGGUGAUUUUUGAGGGGGAGAUCGGAAAAGGCAGCCUUGGCGGGAUUGCCGUGGACGACAUCAGCAUCAGUAACCACAUUCCUCAGGAGGACUGCGCCAAACCGGGAGACCUGGAUAAAAAGAACCCAGAAAGUAAAAUGGAUGAAACAGGGAGCACCCCGGGAUAUGAGGGCAGGGGAGAGGGCGAUGAGAACAUCUCCAGGAAGCCGGGCAGCGUGCUGAAGACCCUGGACCCCAUCCUCAUCACCAUCAUCGCCAUGAGCGCCCUGGGGGUCCUCCUGGGGGCUGUCUGCGGGGUGGUGCUGUACUGUGCCUGUUGGCACAACGGGAUGUCCGAAAGAAACUUAUCUGCCCUGGAGAACUAUAACUUCGAGCUGGUGGAUGGUGUGAAGUUGAAAAAAGACAAACUGAAUCCACAGAGUACUUACUCGGAAGCCUGAGGCAGCGGAGGUGGCAGGCGAGUGGGAGAGCGGAGCGGAGGACAGAGCUUGAGCGGCUGGGAAACGGCUGGUCUUUCACUGUUCAGGCUGGGAAGCGCGUUGAUGACGCCAAGCCAGGUUUUCUCAGGAGCUUCGAUGAGUUUGGCCGACAGACAUGAACGACUUAGCCGUGUUAACAAUCGGAGUCAUGUACAGUCAGCUUCUUUCUGUUGGUUUCAUUUGAAUAAUCAGACGCUGGUGUGGAGACCAAGGAUGAUCGACCUAAUUCCAUCUGACUCCCCUUCCCCUUCUUCUCUCUCUGCUUCUUCUUCUGGAUUCUUUUCGGAAACUGUGCAAAAUCUAAGAUGCUGGCGCCAAGUGUAUUCCGUGGGGCCCCUUCAACGGACAUGCUACCUGCAGCCCAGUGCCCAGAAUAUCUUCGACUAACUGCAUUUCCGUGGACUCCUGAAGCCAGCCUCGUGUAUAAUUGCCCGCGUCGUGCAUAGGCAAGAAGGACUAGGAUGUUUUCUUUCAAGUACCGUAGCCUCAGUACCAGUCUAGUGUGACAGCUCUGUUUACGAAGCAAUACCGUCCGAUUUCCUCGAUGUUUUCCAGUGUUGUACUAAACCUCGUGCUGUGAACUCCAUACAGAAAACUGUGCCAUCACCGAACACUGCUGGCAACUGGGUGUGCAGCCGACAACCGCAACGAAAAAUCCUUGGCACUGGCUAGUCUACGUCCUCUCAAGUGCCUUUUUGUUUGUACUGGUUCUUAUUGUGUUACAUUAACCCGCCCCGCUUUCUUGCCGGUGAAAGCCCCCCUUCUCUAAUCAACCCUGGUGGCCCACUGACUAAGAAGAAAGUAUAUUUUAGUGUGAGAUGUCAGCCUCCGGGAAGGCAAGGGCUCCGAAGAUAUGGCAACGUGGCUUACUUGUUCCGCUUUUUUCUGUAGUUCAAUUUCAUGUCUCUUGACCCUUUUGUAUAAAGCUGCAAUAUCCUCUCUUACUGUUCUUUCACAUGGAAUGUAUUUUCAAAUGUAAACUCUCUCUCUCCUAGCUCUCCGUCUUUUUUCUCUCUUAGGAUUUAAGCAUUUGCCAUUGUCCAGAAAAGAAACUUGCAGCUUUAACGUGCUGGUAAUGGCAAACAAUUUUACUAGACUUUAUGUUGGAAAAUACAGAAAUAAGGGAAAUUCCUAACUUUGCCCUCCAAAGUCUAACUUUGGUUUCCUUGUUAACUGGUUAAAGUGACAGUAUCUUUUUUCCUUCAGCCAUUUAUCUGUCCAUUCCAACCAAAAUCAUCUUUGAUGGAAAUGUUGGCAUUGAAUAGAAACCGUGGUAAGUGGAGGGAAGACAUAAUACUAAUUGGCUUCCAAGUGGGAACCCAAAGGAAUACAGUUCUCCCCAAAAUUCCAAAGCAUGAGAUUUUUACAUCCACAGACACAAAAAUGACCCAUGAGGACCUUCUUGUUUUGAUAUUGAGUCAGACAAGGGAAGUGCAAGAAAGGACAGUUAAUUUAAGAAAGUCCUAUAAAUCCUGGUUCCUGGGGAUGAAGUAUUUUAAGAUAAGAGAGGGGAAGAGAACGAGUAAAGUCAAAACAAAUGGGGUUUUUUUGGUUUUGUUUUGUUUUGUUUUUAGAGCCGCACCCACGACAUAUGGAAGUUCCCAGGCUAGGGGUCAAAUCACAGCAACGCCAGAUCUGAGCCACAUCUGCAACCUACACCACAGCUCAUGGCAACGCCGGAUCCUUAACCCACUGAGCGAGGCCAGGGAUCGAACCUGCAACCUCAUGGUUCCUAGUCAGCUUCGUUUCCGCUGUGCCAUGAUGGGAGCUCCGAAACAAUUUUUUUUUUUUUUAAUCCAUUUAGCAAAAACCUUGAAAAAACAGAGUUGAAGAAUGCUCUAGAAACGUCCAGUGGCUCACCAAGGAAAAGCCCCCCUUGGGGCUGGCAAGACCUUAGCCUCUAACAGCACAGAGAAGUAAAUACCUUUAUCAGGCCACACGUGAAUUAGCCCAAAGAACCUUUGGUGGCUUUCGGUGUGUUUCUGUCAUGCCAUGUUGUACGUGAGAACUUCCUCUGUUCUGGCACUGCUGUGGGUCUCUCACAUAUGUUUGUGGGAGUCACAUUUGCAUCAUGGAGGGGAAAGUCCAUUCAUCCUGGUUUAAUUGAAUUGAGAAUGCCUUUUGUUUCCAGGAAAGUAUUGAUCCCUAGGAAAGAGGAAUAGAUUCUUAUCCCCAGAGGCAUCUCUUCAGCCCUUAUAAUCCUACCAGGACGAAAGCACUAAGGAAGACUUGAUUUUUUUUUUUUUUUUUUUUUUUUAAGGCAACAGACUUAAAGUUGUCCUCAGCCAAGGAAAAAUGAUACUGCAACUUUAAAUUUUAAAGUAUCUUGCACUGAUAAAUAUAUUUAAAAAUUAUAUGUUUAUAAAGUUAUUAAUUUGUAAAGGCAGUGUUACAAAAUGUUCAGUUUAUAUUGUUUUAGAUUGUUUCGUAAUUUUAAAAGGUGUGAAAUAACAUAUUUUUUUCCUUUAUUGAGAUCUAUAAAACUUUCUGUAGUAAAAUGUUUUCAUUUUACUGAUAUAUUAUUGCUUCAUGUUUUGUACCAUCAUAAAAUUUUGUGCAAAUUUUUUUUACAGAAAUUUUUAUUUUCUAUGACAAUAUGACACUUGUAAAUUGUUUCAAAAUGAACAGCGAAGCCUUAACUUUAAAUGACAUUUGUAUUCUCAGACACUGAGUUGCAUAAAAAAAAAAAAAAGCAUAGAACUGAACUGUAACUUAAAUUCCAAACUAUGACUACUACAUUCCAAAGAAACAGUUGAAUUAAACAUUUUCAUAAAAUA
Sus scrofa (pig) is the source of this 6881-nucleotide messenger RNA. It is a transcript of the gene NRP1, whose product is annotated as neuropilin 1. Gene Ontology annotation, biological process: vascular endothelial growth factor receptor signaling pathway; response to wounding; vascular endothelial growth factor signaling pathway. Gene Ontology annotation, cellular component: focal adhesion; plasma membrane; axon. The record is from RefSeq and is a predicted model, not a curated record. Lineage: Eukaryota; Metazoa; Chordata; Mammalia; Artiodactyla; Suidae. Gene Ontology annotation, molecular function: vascular endothelial growth factor binding; vascular endothelial growth factor receptor activity; semaphorin receptor activity.